This is a messenger RNA of Helianthus annuus (common sunflower), 1433 nucleotides long. RefSeq names its product probable N-acetyltransferase HLS1-like. The coding region runs from base 179 to 1324 and encodes 381 amino acids. NCBI's taxonomy places the organism in Eukaryota, Viridiplantae, Streptophyta, Magnoliopsida, Asterales, Asteraceae. The transcript is spliced from 2 exons. The record is from RefSeq and is a predicted model, not a curated record. Gene Ontology annotation, molecular function: acyltransferase activity, transferring groups other than amino-acyl groups.
UUUCAAGACACUUGUACUUAUAUUUGCUAGAACCCCUAGCCCCUCCAAAUCUUCAAGCUUUAUAUCCUAGUCUCUUUUUCUAUUGGCCUAAUCUCAAAAUUACAAAAAUAGCCUUUUUUUUCUUAUUCAUAUAUAAAUAUUAUUAUUUUAUAUAAAGAUUCUUGGGUAAAUUGCAAAAAUGGCAUUCGAGGAUUUUAAGGUAAGAAGCUAUGAUGGAGAUCUUGAUAGAGCAAGACUUGAACUACUUGAAAGAAGAUGUGAAGUAGGACCAUCACAACAUGUUUUUCUGUUCACUGACACCAUGGGUGACCCCAUUUCAAGAAUCCGCAAUAGUCCAAUGUACAUCAUGCUGGUUGCAGAGUUGAACCAUGAGUUGAUUGGUGCCAUUCAAGGAUCAAUCAAAGUGGUGACGAUGAAAGAUUUGGCCAAGGUGGGCUACAUUUUAGGACUAAGGGUCUCACCACUUCACCGACGUAAAGGCAUCGGUUUAAGCCUUGUGCAGCAUUUAGAGGAAUGGUUUAUUGGGAACCAAGUCGAGUAUGCAUACAUGGCAACCGAGAAAGAUAACAAUGCUUCGGUGAAUCUCUUUGUAAACAAACUCCAUUAUGUCAAAUUCAGAAGGCCUGCGAUCCUCGUUCAUCCUGUGAGAUCCCAACCCCUCAAAAUAUCGUCCAAAAUCGAGAUUUUCAAAAUUAAUGAAGAAAAUGCUGAGUACUUAUAUCGAAGAUAUAUGGGAUUGACAGAGUUUUUCCCUGCGGACAUCGAUAAAAUACUUACAAACAAAUUGAGUUUAGGCACGUGGGUGGCAUGUGACCAAGGUGGGCGCGAUCAGUUUGGGCAAGAUGGUAUAUUUCCCACGAAUUGGGCGAUGCUAAGUGUUUGGGACAGUGGAGGGAUAUUCAAAUUACGAAUAGGGAAAGCCCCGGUUUCGUGUUUGGUGUACUCCAAGGUGUCAAAACUGAUUGAUAAAGUGUUUGCAUGCUUUAACAUGCCAGCUUUGUUGUGCAAUAUGUUUGAGCCAUUUGGGUUCUACUUCUUAUACGGUGUGCACCAUGAGGGUCCGGUGUCCGGGAAUAUGGUCAGGGCUCUUUGUAAGUAUGUGCACAACAUGGCUAGGGUGGAUGUAGAUUGCAAGAUGGUGGUGACCGAGGUGGGGAGUUAUGAUGAAAGGGUGAGACCUCACAUCCCACAUUGGAGGUUACUUUCAUGCUUAGAGGAUUUGUGGUGCAUAAAGGCCUUGAAAAGUGACGAGAGAGAAAGUUUUAAUGAAUUGACAAGAAUCCCACAAACAAAACCUCUUUUUGUAGACCCAAGAGAGGUGUGAAUUAUGUGACUAUGCCAACUAAUUAUUUGUUAUUUGUUCUUAUCUUGUUCGAAAAUUUGAAUGAUUUAUGUACAUAGAAUUCUAUAAUACAAUUUACACUCAUUCAAUA